This is a messenger RNA of Procambarus clarkii (red swamp crayfish), 259 nucleotides long. Lineage: Eukaryota; Metazoa; Arthropoda; Malacostraca; Decapoda; Cambaridae. The record is from RefSeq and is a predicted model, not a curated record.
GUUGUUGAUCGGGGCGCCCAAGUUCGACACGGAGCAGAGCCAGCGGGACGUCAUCGAGGCCGGGGCGGUGCUGCAGUGUUCCUCGGAGAUCGCCAGCUACUGCGAGUACAUCCCCUUCGACAGGAACGGCAACAACGUCCACCCGCUGGGCCAGCAGCUGGACAACAAGAGCCACCAGUGGUUCGGGGCCACCGUCAGGAGCUCUGGGGAGGACGGCGUCGUGGUGGUGAGUACUCUUCUCCAAGUACAUUCCUCAUAG